AUGAAAUUGGUCCUAGAUGGUUUGAUCUCAGCAGCACAAAGUGCGUUUGUCCACGGUCGGUUAAUUAACGACAACAUCAUGUUGGCUUACGAGGGUCACCAUUAUUUGAAACGCAAAACCCAAGGUCGAGAAGGCAUGGCUGCUUUGGAGGUUCAUACGAUAAGCACAGUAAAGUAUCACAUACUUCAUGAAAAUCAGCAGCUUGGGCCAAUUGUUCCGGGUAGAGGUUUUCGCCAUGGGGAUCCUCUAUCUCUGUAUCUCUUCUUAUUAGUUGCUGAAGGCUUGAGUGCCCUUAUUGACAGACAGCAUGUGAAAGAAGAUGUGGUUGUACUUCUUGGCGUGGAUGAAGGUGAUACUGCAGGAAGAUAUUUAGGCCUUCCUUUGGCAAAGGUUCAAAGUUGGAAUGCCAGAUUUUUGUCUCGCGCAGGCAGAGAAGUUCUUUUGAAGACUGUAAUUCAGCCUAUGCCAUCAUAUGUAAUGAUGGUUUUCCUACUACCAAUCGGUCUAUGCAAGGAAAUUGAAACCAUAAUGAAUGAGUAUUGGUGGACGGAUAGUGCAGGACAAGUAAGGGGGAUUAAAUGGAAAUCGUGGGAAGGAUUACGUGGACCGAACAAGUUUGGUGCUUGGGCUUCAGGAAGCUAA
This is a messenger RNA of Ipomoea nil (Japanese morning glory), 642 nucleotides long. RefSeq lists its product as uncharacterized. Lineage: Eukaryota; Viridiplantae; Streptophyta; Magnoliopsida; Solanales; Convolvulaceae. The coding region runs from base 1 to 642 and encodes 213 amino acids. The transcript is spliced from 3 exons. The record is from RefSeq and is a predicted model, not a curated record.